Cantharellus anzutake is the source of this 683-nucleotide messenger RNA. RefSeq lists its product as uncharacterized. NCBI's taxonomy places the organism in Eukaryota, Fungi, Basidiomycota, Agaricomycetes, Cantharellales, Hydnaceae. The annotation marks the transcript as partial. The record is from RefSeq and is a predicted model, not a curated record. The transcript has a single exon.
GCCAACCACCAAUCUCCGCCGUGUGGGACCCUGUUGGACAGACGCUGUAUCUUACUGCCAAUCCAUCUGCAGUAAUCCUUAAUCAUCCUGGAUCCCAAACCGUGGAAUGUAAGCGGGCAGCUAUUUGUCCAUGUCUGUGCUUUUGUUACUCAACUUGUCUUUACUCCAGUUGCUCCAAUCGGUUGAUCAAUGUCAAUUAAUUAUAGCCGAAUCAUGGACUCUAAUGGCCUGCUGCUGCAUUAAUGUAGCAUGUUGGCCGGCGCAUUUAUUGCUGCGCCUGCCCUUCGUUUAUCAUAUAUAUGGUUUUAUUUAUCUUCUGCUUACACUUCACUUGGACUGCCUUCCAUGGCUUUUCGUUACGGCUACUUAAGGGUUCUGUAAGUCGAGAUGAUGCAUGGGUUCCCAUGCAUUCAUAUUGCUUUCUUUCACUUCCCACAAGAAACUUCACUUUAAUUGCAUCCUGGGACUUGGAGCUUACUAUCAUUGCGAGUUUUUCCCUUUUCCCUUUUUCCCUCAUCUCUUUACGUGUUAUGUCCGGAGUUCGAUCACGGCAACAUCCUUGCGUUUUUUUAGCGCAUCAGGAGCCUCGUUCCGGCGUUAUUGCCUCACCUUAUGCUGGGGCAAUAACCAUUUUUGGAUCUGCAUUCUUCUUAUCAUGGAGCAACAUUGUUAGAACAAACACC